AUGCUCGACGUUGGCCUUUACUUCGGCGCGUUUGACGGCGGUCGCAUACCUUACAAAGCGCUUGUCUAUAUGAUCGUAGUCCCCUUGAUCGCAGAUGCUGCAGUGGAAGUACUCGUCGUCCGCAAGUGUGCCGCAGAUGUCGCAAUUGAUCUCCCACUGUAUCGACAUGGACAACAUUCUCCCUCCAGUAAACUCGGCAUCAGGAUUCUUCUCCAAGACAACGCCAAGUUCCUCCAUACGACGAAUUUCCUCUUCGCUCAUAGGUUCGUCCUCAUUCGAAACCUCUUCCGUUCGUCGCGUCUAGUAUCCUUUGAAGAAAUCCAGUGGAGAUUCUCCAGACUCGUGAAGAAAGGUUUCGAACGCUGCAAUGAGCUGCUCAAGUCGCUCGAGCUGCCAGCGGUCUUCCUCACGGAGUUCGUCUACCUCUUCUGGUGCCUCGACGCUGAUUCGUGUUACCCGGCGUGA
This is a messenger RNA of Mytilinidion resinicola, 465 nucleotides long. RefSeq lists its product as uncharacterized. NCBI's taxonomy places the organism in Eukaryota, Fungi, Ascomycota, Dothideomycetes, Mytilinidiales, Mytilinidiaceae. The transcript is spliced from 2 exons. The record is from RefSeq and is a predicted model, not a curated record. Bases 1 to 465 code for a protein of 154 amino acids.